Rotaria socialis is the source of this 480-nucleotide messenger RNA. Lineage: Eukaryota; Metazoa; Rotifera; Eurotatoria; Philodinida; Philodinidae. The record is from the annotation of a GenBank genome assembly.
AUGGAUCAAGAGCGUGCAAUGAUGAUUAAUUUGUCUUAUCAAAAAUUAAUAAUGCCAACAUUCAGCGUUCGGCAACGACGCACUGAAAAUCCAUUACGAGAACGGUUACUCGUUCGAAAAUUUAUCACACAAUUAGAAACUUAUUAUUUCUAUCAACAACAAGCACAAUGGCAAUAUUAUAAAGAACAAGAGACAAUGACAUUAAACAAUAGUCAAAGUAAUCAACAAGAUGAACAAAUGAGUCAGAUGGAUGUCGAUCGAGAGAUUGAUGAACAAAACGAAAGUGAAGAUGAAACAUCAAGUGUAAUAGAUACAUCCGUUAGUGACGAUGAAGGUGAUUCAGUUUGUUCUAUUGUUAUGUCAGCAACUGAUGAUAAUAACAAUUCAGUUUCACUUGAUGAUACAUCUGAUCUGAUGAAAAAUUAUGCACUGAUGCUUGAAGUACCAACAACAUUAACACCAUCGAAUGGUCAACUAUAG